Wallemia ichthyophaga EXF-994 is the source of this 1623-nucleotide messenger RNA. RefSeq lists its product as uncharacterized. The coding region runs from base 1 to 1623 and encodes 540 amino acids. The transcript is spliced from 12 exons. Gene Ontology annotation, molecular function: transmembrane transporter activity. Gene Ontology annotation, biological process: transmembrane transport. The record is from RefSeq and is a predicted model, not a curated record. Gene Ontology annotation, cellular component: membrane. NCBI's taxonomy places the organism in Eukaryota, Fungi, Basidiomycota, Wallemiomycetes, Wallemiales, Wallemiaceae.
AUGAGUGCAUUCGACGAUCACUCUGAUAAUCAGAAACAGGCGCAUCCAUGCGACACAAACAAAGAUCACUUUAAACGCAAUGAAGAAAUAGAUUCCUUUAAGUAUAGAGAUAGCAGCGAGGAGAACAAUGACAAUAUACUUCUCAUUAAACGCAUUACUAGGCGCCUCGACUUGAUGAUUGUCCCUGCCCUUUUCUUUCUUUUCUGUGUUAACUUCCUCGAUCGAGUCAACAUCGGCCAGGCAAAGCUAGAAGGGUUGCUCGGUGACUUGAACAUUUCAGACUAUCAAUUUGAAAUAUGUCUCACAGUUUUUUAUGUGUCGUAUAUAGCGUCAGAAAUACCGUGGAACAUGCUGACGAAGAAAAUUGGUCCCCAGCUAACAAUUCCAUUCAUGGCAGUCAGCUGGGCAAUCGUAUGCACCCUCACCGGAAUCGUUCAGAACUACUCUGGCUUGAUUGCUGUGAGAUGGUUUCUUGGUCUAGCGGAAGGAGGCUUGUUCCCGGGAAUGCUUAUAAUUCUCACCGCGUGGUUUCCUCCACCCCAGCAGGGCAAAAGAAUAACAAUUGUCUAUCUCGGAUCGCAAAUGGCUGCUGCGUUCGGUGGUAUUUUCAGCUAUGUCUUGGCUUUGAUGAGAGGCGUUGGUGGGCUAGAAGGCUGGCGGUGGAUAUAUAUCAUAGAAGGACUACUCAGCUUUGUUGUUGCCGUUGCGUCCUUCUUCUUCAUACAGGAUUUCCCAAGUGAAUCCAAGAUUUUAAGCAACGCAGAGAAAAGUGCUUGGCUAGACCACCUCGCCGCGCACCAGGUCGUUUUAGAUGAAAAUUUGCCCUUCACUAUCGGUCAAGUCACCUCUGCAUUUACUGACCCCAAACUGUACAUGCUCGCUAUAGUCAACUACACGAACGGUAGUCUACUUUACGUGCUGAGUACUUGGAUACCCACUAUAAUCAGUGAAUUGGGCGAUUUCGACGUUGCCGAAUCACAUCUUCUCACAGCGCCAGUGUAUGUGUUUGGGAUUAUAUGCGCUCUUUUCGCUGCUGCAUGGUCGGACAAGAAAAGACAAAGAGCCGUGCUGGUUGUAGCGGGAUUACUCAUCACUGCCAUUGGUUUUAUUAUCAUCAUGGCUAUCCCACCACAUGUUGCAGUGGGAGCACGCUUUUUCAGCUUAUUUCUCAUGGUAGCUGGAAACAACAUCGUAGCUGCGGGCUUGUUGCCUUGGUACAGUGCGACAUUUGGACCCUCUUACAAACGUGCAAUUGCUUCGGCGUUCAUUGUAAUGUGCGGCAAUUGCGGUGGUCUGGCCUCCAGUUUCAUAUACCCUGAAUCAACUGCACCUCGAUUCUUGCCCGGUCACGGUUACUGUUUGGCGCUGUGCAUUAUAGGCUCGACUACUGCAUGUGCGGUCAGAUACCUCCUCAAGAGGGAGAAUGAGCGCCGGGACAGGUUGUUUGGAACACCAGAACAGUAUCGAAAGAGACUUGAGUAUAGGAGCUCAAUCAAGAUGCUCAAAGAGCAGGAAAAUAAUGGUAUCGAUGUGGCAUUUGACGAAAAGGCCUAUCUGGGGCUGUCGGAGCUCAGUGAGUUUGAAAUAGCGUGUUUAGGAGAUCGCCAUCCAAUGAAUAGGUGA